AUGCAGAACAUUGGUGCAGUCUUGAACAAGAGAUCUGUCGUCGUAGACCAGAUACGUGAUUAUAUUAAUGAAGCAUCCUGGUCUUGUCAGUUUUCCGGACAAGCUACAUUUUUAAGCUCGGUGUAUAAACUCUAUGCUGUAGUCCAGCAUAGCGGAACUCUAUCUCAAGGCCAUUACAUUGCCACUGUUUUACUUGACGAUAGACGACUGGAUCGAGUUCAAUGA
Molecule: messenger RNA, 225 nt
Organism: Acanthoscelides obtectus
Lineage: Eukaryota; Metazoa; Arthropoda; Insecta; Coleoptera; Chrysomelidae
Source: the annotation of a GenBank genome assembly